UCUCGCGGGACCCGGAUGAAGAGCGGAAGCGAGGCGGCUCUGCUGCUUCGGGGACCGGGCGGCGGCGGCGGCGACCGAGGCUGAGGUGGUGACGGCGGCGGGAGCUGGCGCUGCGCUCGGAGAGAGGCAGCGGGGUCGGCGGCCGCGCGCAGCGCUGCGGAGGAGCGGGCCCGGCGCGGAGCGAGCAGCUGCGCCACGGGUGGCAUUGUGCUUCUCAGCGUGCAGGAGUAGUCCCAGAAGAGAAGCGAGGCUGAGCCCAGAGGGCUGGGUUGCUUCAGCAGGGAAGACUCCCUUCCCCCCUGCUUCAGGCUGCUGAGCACUGAGCAGCGCUCAGAAUGGAAGCCAUCGCCAAAUAUGACUUCAAAGCCACUGCAGACGAUGAGCUGAGCUUCAAAAGGGGGGACAUCCUCAAGGUUUUGAAUGAAGAAUGUGAUCAGAACUGGUACAAGGCAGAGCUCAAUGGGAAGGAUGGCUUCAUUCCCAAGAACUACAUAGAAAUGAAACCACACCCGUGGUUUUUUGGCAAAAUCCCCAGAGCCAAGGCAGAAGAAAUGCUUAGCAAACAGCGGCAUGAUGGGGCCUUUCUAAUCCGAGAGAGUGAGAGUGCUCCUGGGGAUUUCUCCCUCUCCGUCAAGUUUGGAAAUGACGUGCAGCACUUCAAGGUGCUCCGGGAUGGAGCUGGAAAGUAUUUCCUCUGGGUGGUGAAGUUCAAUUCUUUGAACGAAUUGGUAGAUUACCACAGAUCGACAUCCGUGUCCAGAAACCAGCAAAUAUUCCUGCGGGACAUAGAGCAGGUGCCACAGCAGCCAACGUACGUCCAGGCCCUCUUUGACUUUGACCCCCAAGAGGACGGUGAGCUGGGCUUCCGCCGGGGAGACUUCAUCCACGUCAUGGAUAACUCAGACCCCAACUGGUGGAAGGGGGCUUGCCACGGGCAGACCGGCAUGUUUCCCCGAAAUUAUGUUACCCCCGUGAAUCGGAACGUCUAAGAAUCAAGAAGAGAUUAUUUAAAGAAAUUGAAAACACAAAAGAAUUACACCCACAAGCUGCCUGUAACAGUAGCCUGUGAGGGAGCUCGGAACACCUGGCUAGGUCACACUGGUGACCCUCUCACUUUGGUUGGAACUUUGGGGGGUGGGUGGGGGUGUUGGAUAUCAAAAUGCCAAAACUUACCUAUUGAAUUAAGAAGAGUUUUUAUUACAGAUUCUCACCGCUGCUCCUGUUUCCCUCCUAUGUCUUUUUUCAUCCUUUUUCUCUGUCCUUCGGUGCAUGACGUUUAAGGCUCAUAUAGUCCCAGCUGAUGCCAAUAAUAAAGGAAAAGAAACCA
Messenger RNA from Sciurus carolinensis (gray squirrel), 1327 nucleotides. RefSeq names its product growth factor receptor bound protein 2 (gene Grb2). Lineage: Eukaryota; Metazoa; Chordata; Mammalia; Rodentia; Sciuridae. Gene Ontology annotation, molecular function: protein binding. Bases 336 to 989 code for a protein of 217 amino acids. The transcript is spliced from 6 exons. The record is from RefSeq and is a predicted model, not a curated record.